This is a messenger RNA of Rotaria sp. Silwood1, 789 nucleotides long. Lineage: Eukaryota; Metazoa; Rotifera; Eurotatoria; Philodinida; Philodinidae. The record is from the annotation of a GenBank genome assembly.
AUGCUUGAACAUUUAAUUCAUGUUAAUAGUUGGUUUCCUAAAUACGAAGUUGAACUUGCUGAACAAACACAUUAUCAUGUUUUUAGUGAAAAACCAAAUAAUACAACAUUAUCUGUUCAACAAGUCAAACAAGAAAAAGUUGAACCACCAUCAAAACAACAAGAACAGGCAAGUUUAAGUGAACAUAUUCGUGAUGUUAGAAAAAUGAUUAACAAAACUGAUACAACAACAAUAAUAUCCAAUGAAACAAAUACAACUACUGAACAACGUCUAGCAAAUAUUGAAGAAACACAUAAAAAUAUUUUACAAAUACUUGAUGAUCUUAAACGACGUGUUGAACAACUUGAAUUAAACAAACAAACGAUUAGUGCGAAACCAGUUGAACCAAAACCUGUUGCUAGUGCUGCUGCUGAUGAUGAUGAUGUUGAUUUAUUUGGUUCUGAUGAUGAAGAACAAAGUGCAGAAACAAAAAAACGUUUAGCUGAUUAUGCAGCAAAAAAAUCAAAGAAGGAACAAGUUAUUGCUAAAAGUACAAUUGUAUUAGAUGUUAAACCUUGGGAUGAUGAAACUGAUCUUGCUGCUAUGGAAAAAUGUGUAAGAUCAAUUGAAGCUGAUGGUCUUGUUUGGGGACAAUCUAAACUUUUACCAGUUGCUUUUGGUGUUAAAAAAUUACAAAUUGGUUGUGUUGUUGAAGAUGAUAAAAUUGGAACUGAUUUUCUUGAAGAAAAAAUUUGUGAAUUUGAAGAUUAUGUUCAAUCGAUUGAUGUUGUCGCAUUCAACAAAAUCUAA